Molecule: messenger RNA, 679 nt
Organism: Drosophila eugracilis
Lineage: Eukaryota; Metazoa; Arthropoda; Insecta; Diptera; Drosophilidae
Product: rhodanese domain-containing protein CG4456
Exons: 2
Coding region: 111-575 (154 amino acids)
Cellular component (GO): mitochondrion
Molecular function (GO): thiosulfate-cyanide sulfurtransferase activity
Source: RefSeq, a predicted model, not a curated record
GGUGAAUUGUCAAACAGCUGAGAGCCGGUUAUCAAUUGUUGUUCUUUGACAUUUUACGUAAUAAUUGUUAUUUGUUGUGAUUUUAAUCAGUUAUAAACUAAGUGGAAAAAAUGAUGAGACACUGUAUGAUGGCUGUGAGGGUAGCCAAGUCCCAGAUCCCGUUGAACACAGCCAGGAAUACUCAGAACUACCUAAUGCAGCGUUUUUACAGCAACAACGCACCUGCAAUUGGGGUAGUUGACUAUGAUGUCGUUAAGAAGCUGCCCAGCGAACCCCAGAAACUGCUCAUCGAUGUCAGAGAGCCAGAGGAGCUAAAAGAAACAGGGCAAAUCCCCACCAGCAUCAACAUUCCGCUGGGGGUGGUCAGUCAGGAAUUGGCUGCCAGCGAACAGCUUUUCAAAUCCAAAUAUGGUCGGGAAAAGCCGAAACCGGAUUCGGAAAUUAUAUUUCAUUGCAAAAUUGGCAAACGGAGCCUCAAGGCCGCAGAAGCAGCUGCCGCUUUGGGUUUCAAGAAUUUAAAGAACUACGAGGGAUCAUGGCUAGACUGGGCCCAGCGAGAAGGCUUGUCUAAGUAAAUUGUGUUCUACCACCAUAAAAUUCAACAAAGAUGUCUUCCCAAAGAGGAUUAAAUAAUUUUUAAAUUAAACGCAUUUUGCUUGUUUUGGCAAGUCAUAAAUAA